ACUAUACAUUAUACUGCUAAUAGCUUGACAAUUUAGUGGCAUCGCUUAAUUAUUUUGUUCAACACGGUGGUUUUGCAAAUGCCUGUACCAGCAUGUUCAUUUCACAUAUUUCCUUAGUCUCUAUUCUGAUAGAAUUAUCUAACGCACACUAUGCAGAAGUAGAAGCUCCAUGGAUAAUACCACGACACGAAGCACACUCGUUCCUCAAAGCUCCUACUAGAAACAAAAGAAGUGACCCCGUUUGCAAUACAAACGAGGUUUAUUGUGAGGCAAACAAAGACAGCUGUAUGCUGCACAACGAACAAUCUCGGGAGCAUUAUUGUGGAUUGGGUCAUUCCUGUACUGCAACACAAGCUUGUUACCUAUCUACACCCUGUCCAGCACAUUACGCGUUAGGCUGUACAGAUAACGGGUGUCUAUCAUUUCCAUGCCAUAACGGAGCCACGUGUGAAGACACAAGUACUAGCUAUAACUGUCUAUGCGUUCCAGGCUGGGAUCCAUCAACUGACUGCGCUACAGAUUUUAACGAAUGUCUGGUUGUUCCCUGUUUAAAUGGAGGGUCGUGUAACAAUCUAUUUAAUGAUUUCACGUGUGACUGUACCAGCAGAUACGAAGGAAGUGUUUGUGAAAAAGACUGCAGACCAGGUCCUGCAGAUAUCGUAUUUGUAGUUGACACAUCUGACAGUUUGCAAAAAGGUGUUAAUAAAAGCGUCGACUUCAUUAAUGAAUUUAUCAGCCAAGUUUCUAUUGGUCCAAAUGAUUUCCAAAUUGGCGUAAUAACCUACAACUUUGAUCCCACAGUACUGUUCGAUCUAGAUGAUUACACUUCGGCUUCUGAUAUGUCAUCUGCUUUGGACACUCUUAGGGGAGAAAAAGCAGCAACGUACACAGCCACUGCUUUACGACAGGCUAGAGAGAUGAUAACAAGCUAUUCUAUGGGAUCACGUGGCACAGCAAGCUACAUUGUACUGAUGCAUGACGGUCUGUCAACUGACAGGAACGAGGCUUUCUACGAAGCACAGAUAAUAAACUCUAUGGGUAUACGUAUUCUAUCAGUCGGAAUCGGACAGUCGAUUGCAUAUACAGAGAUGUUGACUAUUUCGAACAGUCCGUUUUAUACUUACAGUCCAAAUCAUCUAGAUGAUAUGUAUAACCAGAUUCUCAAAGAAACAGUACAUACUGAUUGUACAGAUUGCAACAUAGAAGAAGAUACUCAAGUUAUCAUUCUUCUUGACACAAACGGCAAUCAGACGAUUGAUGGUUAUAACGAUCGUCUUUUAGCCACACGUAACUUUAUAGACAAAGUAUUGACUUACAAUCCAAGUGCUAAAAUUGGCAUGUAUUCAUAUUCAGACGAACCGGAAGAGGUGUUUUCUAUAACGUGGUCAGGUGGCAAAGAUAAACGUAUCGCAGCAGCGCUACAAAUUGACCUUGACAUCCAUUUAUCAUCAAACCUUAGCCAUGCUUUGCAACAUUUACGAAUAAGUAAUCAGUUCACUUCAUUAAGAAAGAUGGUGGUUAUUGUGUCAGAUGGACUGUGGACUGAUCAGGAUCAAAUAAACAAGGAAGUCUCGUAUACUGAACAAGAUAGUAUAGAAGUGGUUGGCAUUGUUGCUGGAGAAGACAGCAUAGUCCAAAAUUAUCAGACAGUUUUGAAUGACCCUAGUCAAGUGUUUUAUACAGAAGACGGCGACUUCAGAGCAUUAGACUCGCUCACUGCAAAGACAAAAUAUUAUGUUUGUGUUGACAAUAUAUUUAGUACGCGACAAUAGGGGAACAUGUCUUACUAUUUUAUGUUUGUUUAAAAACUGGUAGAUUGGUUAGAUUGCAUCAUCCAUACGAAGUAGGAGAAUA
Molecule: messenger RNA, 1854 nt
Organism: Mytilus trossulus (common blue mussel)
Lineage: Eukaryota; Metazoa; Mollusca; Bivalvia; Mytilida; Mytilidae
Product: collagen alpha-5(VI) chain-like
Exons: 9
Coding region: 93-1772 (559 amino acids)
Molecular function (GO): calcium ion binding
Source: RefSeq, a predicted model, not a curated record